Messenger RNA from Cylindrotheca closterium, 300 nucleotides. Lineage: Eukaryota; Bacillariophyta; Bacillariophyceae; Bacillariales; Bacillariaceae. The record is from the annotation of a GenBank genome assembly.
AUGACUGAAGCCGAAAAAUUGGCUUGUAAGAAGUUGAAGAAAGUGGCUCCUGCAGGGAAUCGUGGAGCCGCUGGUGAUGGUGCUGAUGACGAGACUGAAGAAUUCGAUUUGCUAACUCAGCUGAAACAGCUAGCGGAGCAGGAAAGAUCCUCGGCUGCAGGGAGCAAGAGAUCAUUCACUCACAUAUCAAGAGAUCAAGGAGACGAAUAUAUCAACGCUGACUUUGUCCUUGGUUCAGCAUCAGAAGUUGAGCGGCAAUGGUCUAUUGCUGGGAACCUCUUGGCCCCAAACCGCUCAUAA